CGACUUCCUUCUGCUCCUCAACACUCUCGCGUGCGGCAGAGGGACUCUCGAUCGGAAAGCAGAGCGGAGACCGGCGGCCGGUGCGGCAACACGUACGCCCGCAGCCGCAGGCAUCAUCAGGCGCAUGGGGUGCGACGACAAGUGCGGGUGCGCGGUGCCGUGCCCCGGCGGCAAGGACUGCAGGUGCACGUCGGGGAGCGGCGCCGGCGGGCAGCGGGAGCACACGACGUGCGGCUGCGGGGAGCACUGCGAGUGCAGCCCGUGCACGUGCGGCAGGGCCACGAUGCCGUCCGGACGCCAGAACAGGAAGGCUAACUGCUCCUGCGGGCCGGCCUGCAACUGCGCAUCCUGCGCCUCCGCCUCCGCCUCGGCCUGAUCGUCGUCGUCAUCGACGCGCGCAGCCGGCAGCAGCCCACCCAGGGUCGUCUUCGUCUCGUCGUGGAUGCACCGCGUGUGCUACUUCUACCUAGCUAGUGGAGUUGUCUAGUGGGCUGGGCUGGGCUGGAAGCUCCUAGUACUAGUAGUACGUCCAUACUCCUACACGAUAAUAAAGGGCUCGUGUAUAGGUCGAGCCUAUGUCACCAUGCACUCAUGCUCGCCAGAUGCGUCAUCACGCGCUGCAACUUGGUAUGGAGUAUGUAAACCUACUUUACUAUAAGUUGGUGAUAUAUAUAUGUAUAUGAAAUGUACGAAUAAACGGUUCAUGAGUGACCAACUAAACAGAUUUCUUGUGGUGCAACUUGUUCACCAGA
Messenger RNA from Sorghum bicolor (sorghum), 752 nucleotides. Its product is annotated as EC protein homolog. The transcript has a single exon. Bases 125 to 376 code for a protein of 83 amino acids. Lineage: Eukaryota; Viridiplantae; Streptophyta; Magnoliopsida; Poales; Poaceae. Gene Ontology annotation, molecular function: zinc ion binding. The record is from RefSeq and is a predicted model, not a curated record.